AAUCUUGGGCAAGGAACAUACAAAGACGGAGGUGGAAAUCUUUGGAUUUUGCCCGCCGUGCGAUCAGCGAAAGAGAAAACCAAGGACUCUAACCAUGAAUAUUUUCCGAUCCUAGGGGUUCCAUCAUUUCGGACACUGGCUAUGGACUUGAUCUUGGGCGAAAGUUCUGCUGCAGUCCGGGAAGAGCGAGUCGCGUCUUGUCAAGCUCUGUCCGGCACAGGCGCACUCUACAUUGCCGGAACAAUGCUUAAGGAGGCUCUAGGUCGAGAUACAACCAAUCACCGACAGGUCUUCGAGUCAAUCGGAGAAGGCGAGCGUGUCGGUUUAUGUGCAUUUUCGUCGAACACCCCUACUAUCACAGCCGCAGUCACCUCAAGCUUGGCACGAAUGAUCCUUGUUGAAAUCUCUAAACCUCCUGCAUAUGGUGCGCGGAUCAUAGCUGCGAUCCUGGAAGACGAGGAGAUUUACGCGCAGUGGCGGAAAGAUCUCAUCACGAUGAGCUCGCGAAUCGCGAUGGGGAUCAUACCAUGUUUCCCCCUGUGA
Messenger RNA from Penicillium cosmopolitanum, 543 nucleotides. RefSeq lists its product as uncharacterized. Lineage: Eukaryota; Fungi; Ascomycota; Eurotiomycetes; Eurotiales; Aspergillaceae. Gene Ontology annotation, molecular function: pyridoxal phosphate binding; transaminase activity. Gene Ontology annotation, biological process: biosynthetic process; amino acid metabolic process. The transcript is spliced from 3 exons. The annotation marks the transcript as partial. The record is from RefSeq and is a predicted model, not a curated record.